CCAAAAGAAACAUCCGUUGCAAUUUGCGGAUCCUCGCGUCGUCUUCGCCAAAACCCCACGCCGUUCCGAUCGUCGGUAUCUAGGAACCGCCGGCGGCCGUUUCAGCCAUGCUCGAAUUCGACGACGAUGCGAUGGAAGUGGAAGCCGACGGCGCCGUCGAGGAGGCCAAGGGGAGCCGCAAGAGGAAGUCGCGGGCGGGCGCGGAAGCCGAUGUCUGCGGUGGCGCUGGCUUAGCGGGCGACAGGAGACUGCUCAAGAGGAUCAUGCUUUCCUUGACGAAGCCGUCGUACGCCCUCGGCCUCGGCGGGGGGAGCUUGCGGUCGGAGAAUCGCCGCAGGUUGACUCGGCUCCUGCGGAAGCUCGUGAGGCGGCAGCGCUGGGCCGAGGCGAGCGGGGUCCUGAGCGUGCUUUUGAAGGCGACGUGCCAGGAGAAGUGUCCCGAGCUCAAUCGGCUCAAGUAUUCGGUGCUAAUGGAGGUCCUCGAGCAUAUAGAAGCCAAGCGUAUCAAUUCCACUAGGAUCAAGCUGAUUUACGAUGCUUGGAUGGCAAGGAUAGGAUCGAAAAAAAAUUGCCAAUCGCAGGAUUGGCUUGCAGUUCAUUUGGAGUUCAUCCUCUUUUUUCUUACUCAAGGGGAAAUUGAGAGAGCGCAUCAGAAUGCUCUAUGGCUCACGCAAAACGAACUUGGGACAGAUUCAACUGCAAAUCUGAUAUUGGGUUUGACAUGCUAUCAAAGUUGGUAUUUGAGUAUCCCAACAGACAUGCAAAUGAUAGAUUUGCGAACUAAUGCUUGUCAACAAACUAUGAUGUCGGAGGAAAGAUUUGACAUUUCAGCUAGGAACUCAGAGGGAUAUCCUCCCGUUUAUAGUUGCGAGGCCAGCACAUCCUUACAAUGCAAUUCUGAUACUUCUGUCAUGAAGGAUAAAAGGAUAUCGGUGGAUACUAAUUAUGAAAGACCUACAAAAGUCCCUGUGAAGGUUGAGGAUAAUUUGGAGGAGGAGCAAUCACAACGAUUUUAUUUGAAUUCUACUGAAGAUGAAGCCCCACAGCCUACUGAUGUUGGAAAUGUACAUUGUGCUUCUUCUUUAUCUGAUCUAGUUGGCCUGGAUUCAUGGCUGUUGCCCAUAAGACUGCCACAAAACAUCAAGAAUUCUGAGGGGUGGCAGCCGGUGAAGCUUAAUGAUGUCUACAAGGAUGCAGUAAAGUAUUUGCGACUAGCUCUUGAUUCAUCACCCGCAACAUCAGAUGCCCUACUUCCUCUGAUUCAGUUGCUGCUGAUCGGCGGACAAGUAGAUGAGGCAUUCAAUGUGCUCGAUGAGGUCUGUCAUCAUGCAGAUACUGCUCUUCCUUUUAGAGUGCGAGCUGCUCUGUUGGAACAUUUUGCUCAUGAAAAUGUUGUCGAGCUCUCAUCAUGUUAUGAAGAAAUCUUAAAGAAGGAUCCAGCGUGCUACCAUUCAGUGGCAAGGCUUGUCACUAUGCAUCAAAGUGGAGAUUAUCAUCCUGGAUCCAUGCUGGAAAUGAUCUCUCUGCAUCUGGAUGCUACGUAUGCUGAACACCAGAUAUGGAGAGAAUUUGCAAUGUGUUUCCUCAAGCUUGCUAGGCAUGAAGAGGAUUGCAUGUCAGUGCAUCUGGAUGGUAAAGAAGGUGGAAUUAGGCAAAACUAUUCUGUUUGUUUUAAUCGGAUCCCUGACCAUUUCCUGAAGGGUGACUUGCGCAAGAAUUGGAGGUUCCGGUGCAGGUGGUGGUUGAUGCGUCAUUUCAGCUAUAGUAUCCUUGAAACAGAGAUUGCAGCUGGCAAGAUACAGCUCCUAACUUACAAGGCCGCAUGUGCUGCUCAUAUGUAUGGGCAAGAGUUUGAAUACGUUGUAAAGGUUUGCGAUAGUUUAGAAGAGGGAACUAAUAAGGACUUGUUAUUGUUCUUGCGAACGCACUUGCGAAAUUCUGUCAGGCUUCAGUCAAGCUUUCAGCCGAAACAGGCAUGACUCUCACCGUGUUGUUCUCUAGUUGGCGAGUUUCAUCGGCAUUUUAUGUGCUCAUGGCUGAAAAAGGCGAGGAGGAUACACGGUGAGCAAAUCUGAUCGCUCAAACGAAGAGGUUCAUGUUCGUAUUCUGUAUACAAUUGGUAGUUAGGGGAGAGUUGUCACUUGUUUGGGUAAAAAGCAUUUACACCAUAUGCCUA
This is a messenger RNA of Eucalyptus grandis, 2176 nucleotides long. RefSeq lists its product as uncharacterized. The record is from RefSeq and is a predicted model, not a curated record. Gene Ontology annotation, cellular component: RNA polymerase I transcription regulator complex. The transcript is spliced from 9 exons. Gene Ontology annotation, biological process: transcription by RNA polymerase I. NCBI's taxonomy places the organism in Eukaryota, Viridiplantae, Streptophyta, Magnoliopsida, Myrtales, Myrtaceae. The coding region runs from base 108 to 1979 and encodes 623 amino acids.